AUGGACAAAGAGACGAAUACAGCACAAAAGACCAACGGUACAGAGAUUUGUACAGGGCAGGAAAUAAUUGGCUCGGGCAUAGAAACGUUCUCAAGUAAUGACACAGAGUAUGUCUUGGUCAAGGAUUUGGCAAGCCAAUGGGGCUAUACCUCGUCCUACCAAUUGAUAAGUGCACUUUUAAAAGAUGGCGUGUUGAAAUCGCAAAUCUUGAAAACUACUCGGGAGAUUAAUGAAAGUUUGAUUUCACUGGGAUCGAUCGAAGACGCAGAUAUUGAUCGACAUUUCUUUUAUAUAGCAACUCUGGUGGUAUCCUCAGUUGUUAGCAAAGAGCAAGGUUUGGUAAAGAGUUUUGUGGCUAAAAACGGUUAUCUGCAAGUGGAACUCAGUAAUGUCGCAAGCAAGCAGUCGGCUGUUUCUGGAAAAAAUGGUGGCAUUAGAAAUAGUUUUGGUGAAGAAGAUGCUGGUGGUGAUAGCGGUAAAGACAAAAACAGCGACGAGGAUGUUGACGGUGAAGAAGAUGAGGAAGACGAGGUGGACGACCCAAGUGAACCCCUCGAGCUGGUUGAGGUGGAGAAAUCAGGGAAAGAACAAGAGCAAGAACAAGAACAGGAAAGAAUUACUGGAAGAAAAGAAUACUAUAAAACACUAGUGAGUGGUGGAGGCAAGGAUGCAAAUAGUUUUUCAAACAAAGCUUCUUUGGGCAAAAAGCCCAAGCAUGUUCAUAAGCACGCCAAAGACUUUGAAUCCAGGAUGGAGGAUGUGGUAACUGUGGGGCAUGUGUUUCCGCAGUAUGGAGCGGUUGAGUCCUCUACGAAAUUGAAUCAUGCUCAAUUUGGGUGCUUGAACCAGUUCAGUAAAUUGAAUUACUACAAGAGUUUGACGCCACCGGGUCUCAAAUUCCUCCCUAAUACAAAAUUGACUUUUUACGAGAGGGAGUUGGUGGAAGAAGCACACAAUUACUCUCACAUUGAUAUAGAUGAACAUGAUGCAUCUGACGAUAAACAAAGAGCUUUUUUGAGAAAAUCCAUAGGUAAAUCAAAAAAGAAUAAUAUCCAUCUUGAUCCCAAUACGGUGGAUUUGAAUGAGACAGUGAUUCCGGGUCAGGGAUACAUUGGAGAGUUUAGCAUCAAUCAUAUCUGCAAAGUGCCCAACUACUACGUCACCUCCAACCACACAACGAUGCCGCAGUCUGUUAGUGCCAGGAAAUUAAACUCAUCAUCAAACUCGCUGUUUUUGUUCAAUGAAGGCUCGAGAUUGUCUAAAAACGUUCAGCAGCUAGUAUUUAGCAACGAAAAUGAUAACCAUUCGCAUCACAAGUACUAUUACACAAAGAGUUAUCGUGGUCCUGGGUCAGGAAAUUACAAAGAUGCGGCACUCAUGAAUAAGAUUAAUAAGAUACAUCUCACCGAAAGUAAGAAGAAACAUUUCAAAAGAAACGUUCUUAGAGAUAAAAAGUAUACACAGAAUUUAAAAGGAUUGGUACACGAAAAGUUCAACAAGGAAUAUGUUGAGUCUUUAUUGACUGACCAACGACGAUACACUGAGGAUUAUUCCAAUGUUGAAAUCUUGCAUAACAAUUUGCAGUAUAAUGUCCUUUUGAACUCUUAUAGAGACAUAUCACGCGAUACAUGGGGCACCUAUUACAAGUUUAAGCUUUUUGAUUUUGAGCAGUACAAGGCUUUGCAAGAGGAAGAAGCUGAUAAGGAGCGCCGUGAUCAAAAUGUAGUGGAGCAAAGGAAAUGGACAGAGGACGACAAGCUUAGACAGGAGAGGCUUCGUAUGCAAAGUGAAGAAGAGCGCGAUCAGCUUGUCGAAUUGCAGAAAACGUUUUCCGAAAAGAGUCAGCAAAUGGAGGAGAGAAAACGCAGAGCACAGUUGGAUCCUUCGGUUGAGGACAAGAUUGAUGAAGACGAAUUUGUCAAGAGUGCCGAAGCUCUUCGCGAAGAAUUUGAGGCAAAGAGACGCGAUAUUUGUGAAUCAUUUGCCAAACGCAAUGCUGCGCUUGCGGAAUCUACAAAACCCCCUGUGCCUGUAGAGACGCCACAGUUGGACGUGGUUUCAAGAUUCUCUUUGCCAGGAGAGUUUAGAGAAAUUGUGAAACACUUGCCAUUAGAAUUGCGCUCAACGGAAUUAUUACAGAAAGAAAUUCCUUCAUUGAAAAAACCCAUACAAUACGUAACUACUAUUCCCGGAAAACCUGAUAUGGAGUACUUGACGAAAAUCGAGGUGAUUAAAUUUCCAAAUCCAAACUCACUCGGUUGGGACAACUUGAGGAAAUAUAAACAAUAA
Messenger RNA from Lodderomyces elongisporus, 2289 nucleotides. RefSeq lists its product as uncharacterized. The transcript has a single exon. The record is from RefSeq and is a predicted model, not a curated record. Lineage: Eukaryota; Fungi; Ascomycota; Pichiomycetes; Serinales; Debaryomycetaceae. Bases 1 to 2289 code for a protein of 762 amino acids.